GCAACAACAUCCAAAACGUAGCCCAUUUAUAGCGAGUCCAGAAAUGUGAAAUAUAACCGGCCCAAAACAUAGAUAAUCGUGGUCUGGAACGCCAGGGUUUUUCGAGUUCAUCAACAUAGUCCUUGGAAGCUGUAUCCUUUGGUUUCUUAUCGAAUCUGUGGCAGGCGUAAGGAGGAACUAAGAGUUUUCACCUCCGGCGUGGAAGAGUAGCUGGAAGCAGGAUUCUCACUGCGUUCACUUGAAGCUUAGGCAAAAUCAUGGCUGAAGAGGAAGUCCAGAAUGAAAUGAAGGAGGAGUCGAAGGAUGAAAUUGCGGAUAUUGCUUCAUUUGACCCUACAAAGAAGAAAAAGAAGAAAAAGGUUGUCAUCCAAGAUCCUGCAGAUGAAUCUGUUGACAGCUUAGCUGAGAAAACUGAAAGUUUGUCAGUUUCAGAAGUUGGGGAGACCUCGUUUUCUGGAAAGAAGAAGAAGAAGAAAUCUGUACACACUGAUCUUUUGAAUGAUGAGGCAGAGAAUGCAGUGGAUGAAAUAGAUGAUCACUUUGGGGACGAUGAGGAAGCUGAAGAAAUUGUUCUCCAUCGCUAUCCAUGGGAAGGAAGUGACAGGGAUUAUGAAUAUGAGGAGCUUUUAGGUCGAGUGUUCAAUAUACUUCGUGAAAAUAAUCCUGAGCUUGCUGGGGACAGGCGUAGAACAGUAAUGAGGCCUCCCCAAGUCCUUCGUGAAGGCACAAAGAAGACAGUCUUUGUUAAUUUCAUGGAUCUUUGCAAAACGAUGCAUCGGCAGCCAGAGCAUGUCAUGACUUUCUUGUUGGCUGAAAUGGGGACUAGUGGAUCACUUGAUGGGCAGCAACGAUUGGUCAUCAAGGGAAGAUUUGCUCCAAAGAAUUUUGAAGGGAUCCUACGUCGAUACGUUAAUGAAUAUGUUAUUUGCAAUGGCUGCAAAAGUCCAGACACUAUUCUGUCGAAGGAGAACCGGCUUUUCUUCCUUAGAUGUGAAAAGUGUGGUUCUGGAAGAUCAGUUGCACCGAUCAAAGCUGGUUUUGUUGCACGUGUUGGACGUCGGAAAGCUGGAGCCUAAGCUGAUCUUAUUGUGUUCCUGGAAUUGAUAUAUAUAUUUCUAAUAUAUCUGAAAAGGCCUGAAGUAUGCUAAAUCCUACCCGUAGUCCGACUCAUCGUGAAUUGUUUGUGGAAUUUUGGAUACAUUUGCUUAUAAAACUCAUUCACUUGAUGCGCGUUUGUUUUGGUAUUUUGUUGACUCGUUUUUUGCCCCAUCAUAUGUGUGCCUGUAUCGCUGAUUCGCUGUAUGGUUAUAUCUUAUUUCUGAUCAGUUAAAGCUUUAGUACACUCAUUAAAUGAAUAAAAUGGCACGUUUUUAUGAAAAUAUAUUUUAUCC
Cuscuta epithymum is the source of this 1391-nucleotide messenger RNA. The record is from the annotation of a GenBank genome assembly. NCBI's taxonomy places the organism in Eukaryota, Viridiplantae, Streptophyta, Magnoliopsida, Solanales, Convolvulaceae.